AACGUUCAUAUUGACCGACCACCCCCCUGUAUCUGCAUGAAAUGGUUUGGUCCUGCCUUAGCGCACUCAUCAGUGAGUGAAUGACGGUGUUUAGUUGCAGACAGUUUAGUCGAUGCGCCAGAAACACAGAUUACAAUGUUGAGCAGUAUAAGAAAAUCUGGUUUUCAAAAAAGGAAAGAGAGAAAAGAGAGAGAGGAAAGACAAAGGAAAGGGUGUCAAUCUGUAACCCAGUUUUUCACCAAGAAAGGUGGGUAGCCUUUAGUCUGUGAGUGGUAUUAACCUGUUGUCCAUAGAGACAGAGCGUAUUUAGGCCACGGAACAAUCCAACCGUCUCCAUUGACUUUGCAUUGCGAGAGACUGCGUCCUUGUCAUUUAUGACUUAUAACAAAAAAACAAAACAAUGUCUAAAAGCUGCUGUGUGACAAGGUAUACAGCAAACAAGCUAAAUAACCCAGAAAUAUUUUUUUAUAAGCUGUCGACACCAAAAAAACGGAAACUUUUAGCAAGAUAUUCAUAUUAAAUCAUUGUCCAUGCCCCUUUUAGCAGACUUAACAACAGAUGAGUCAGCAGCACCCCAGUUUCCCCAUAACUGCACCCCUCCCUGUCCCUGUGAAGAAGGUGAGCAACAUUGUGUAAAUGACUUAGCAUCAUUCCAGGGAGUCUGUGUGGGGUUCUCUGUCUCUGUUGCUCUUUUUACCAUAAUAAAAAAGACAAUGAAAUAUUUAUUAAUGACAGAAAUCAAACACAAAUUAUUUUCUCACAUAAUGACCAUUAUGACAUAAAUAAAAAAAAAAAAAACUCCUGUCUGUACUGGAUGCAGUUAGAAACAAUGAGUAGUAUUGAACCUCAACCUGCAUGUAGUACUGGUAUUGAACUACAAGAAACAAGACAGUUGCAAGCCUUUGAUUAGAGUUAUGUAAAGCAUUUGAUGGCAAAGUUAGGCCCUAGAGAUGUGGUGACAACAGCUGCGCAGAAGGGGCCCAAUUCGAUUUUGUUGUCAUGGGGCCCAAAAUUCCUGGCGGCACCCCUGACCACACACACUGUAAAAAUGAUAAAGAAUCCACAAAUAAUAACAGCCACAGAAUGUAGAAGGGUUGGCAAUCAUAAGAACACGUAACAUUGCAUUUCAAUUCUUUGUCGUUUUCACAUUAAUGAGGAAAAGCCAAUAUUAUGGACGUGACAGUUGUAAAAGUUGCACUAACAUGAUGUGGGGAAACCAUCCAAAAUGCUUUGAAACCUGCAGACUUUGACCCCUGAGACAUCAGUAUUGUAUCCAGUAAGGCUGGCAAUUGAUUUAAUUAAGAAUUAAAUCGAACAGAGGCAUAAAACACUUGCAAUGUCUCAUUACAGAGGAUAGCAGAAGGCACAUUAAUAUUGAAUGGUGAUUAAAACUUGAACUACAGUACCUGUGCAUUAAAUGGUUUUAACGCACGUUCCAGCCAAUCAGAAUUGAGUUUUCAAAUAGACCAUGGUAUAACGUUAGUUGUUUGUUAACAUAAAUAGCAACUGACAUUCCAGCUGUGUAAUGUAGGUCAAUUGUGUUUGGAACACUCAAGCACUCACAGUUGCCUUUGAUUGGAUGUGCUGCCAUGAACUCUUGAUCCUCCUAGUGUCAAAUGGCUUCUACUUGCAUGUUGAGAGCAGCUGGAUACAGUUUGGCCCGGCGGGACGUGACUCUUAUGAUUGGGUUGCAGGCACAUCCACACCGCCAUUAACAGAGAACCAUCUCCAGGGUUACUGGAACGAGCUGACUUCAAACAAGGUCAAAGAGAGAACGGAGAUAAUGGUUUAUGUUGUCAUAGUAGCGGGCUCACUGCUCUUUCUCAGUGUCAUGGCCUUCCUUGUUUACAAAGGAUGUUCCAAGAUCAAGCAGAACACGAGCAGUGUGAUACAGCUGGAUUUUCAGGAUGCUGACAGCAGUGCAGAGUUUCUGUCCUCCCUGGAGGAGCAGGAGGCCAGUGAGGAAGGCAGUGAUGGGCUUUUACUGAUGGUGUAUCUGCCAGCCCCCUAUGAGAAGACCCUAACAAGGAUAGCACGCGCCGCCAGCAUCUCCAGCACCCGUAAUGAUGCAGAGAUUUUGGAAUUAGGCGAGGAGAACUCAGCUGAUCAAGAGUGAUAACUAAUGUUAGAAAGAUCAUGUUUCUCCUCCAAUGUCAAAAACAUGUGCUGGUCCGCAUAAUGCAUUCUUUCAAGCAACUCUGCGUGCCAUGUAAAUACCAUGAUACAUUAAAUAUGUCAAUCAUUCAGCACCCCUGGUAUUACCUUGUGAUAUCAUCUCUGUACCAUAGUACAGCCACAGUAAUAUUUAUUCAUGGAAAUUGCAAGUCAUCUAAAAACUCUCUUUUUGUUUUCCUGACCUUCACCAUAAGGCAGUGCCUGUGAACAUUUUCAGUAUCAUAUACAAUAAUAUAAUAAUAUUGUAAUGUGUGUAUACAUUGCAAAGAAAAUAUAGUCUUUUUUAAUGUCAAACAUGUAAUGAAUAAUGAACAGUCAGCCUGUCAUUAGGGGCAUAUAAUGACCAGUAAUUAGAUAAUGACUGACUGUGCUUAACACCACAUAUUACACGGCUGCUGAUAGUAUUAUGAUUUUUAAGAAAGAAAGCCCAGUGCCGGCCCUAAAUAGCACUUACCUCACAGCUUUAUACACGUCAAUAGUGUGAUCAUGGAACACUUAAAAAAUAAAUAUAUAGCACACCUAAGGCUGGAAUUAUCUGCAAAAUAAAGUUUAAAUGAAGUCUUGACAAUGUUAAGUGGUUUAGGUUAAAUUUAUUGUAGACGUUUUAGUACUUAAGGACUAAGGAGUUUAGAACAAAUCUUAACAAAUAUGUUUGAGGAAUAUCAAUGAAGUGCUGCCUUGCGAGCAUUAAAACGAAGGGACAAAAAGUCAAAAGCUAUUCAGAAUCAUUUUGUACCAUCACUGUUGUACCCUUGAGCAAGUACAAUGAUGCUAGAGCUCUUCUCAGAUUUAACUUUUUUCACUUCAUUUUGUGCAAUGGCAUUUAACUAACUGAUGUUAAUGUUAUUUAAAAUGAUUUCAAGUUCACUGGUGUCGUGCAGCACAUUCUCUGUGGACAUGCUACACUAACAUUAAGACAACCUGUGUCCAAAUUCUUCAUUAUAGAAACAUUAUAUUGUUUAAUAAUUUGAAACCUCACACUUCUUUUUGUGAAAUGUUUUGCUUUGAAAGUGUGUCGUUCUUUAACCAUCAGAUUGAAGUAUUUAUAUUAUAUCUUUUUUCCCCUCUUCCUUGAAAGUGUUUUAGGCAGCCACUAUUUUUAAGCAUAUUUUGUUUUGGUGUGAAUUUUGCGUGAUUUUAUCCAGCUGUGUCAUUUCAUUUUCCCACCAAAACUGUUGCUGUGAAACAGCUCAUAUUGUCAGCUACAGUUUUUGUGUAGUUUUGGCCCUUGCAAGUGGCAUUACUUUAAAGUAAUGUUGUAAUUCUGCUACGUUGGUUCUUCAAUGGUUCAAAUAAAUUAUGCAUGCUUUGAUAAACAGACAUUUUUAACCCACAUGCAACCUUCGGGACAUUUUUGUCUUUUCAUUAAUUUUGGCUGUGUUAAUGCAAACUGCAUAUAUUUAGCCAAAUGUGUGUAUUUCUGGGGGAAUUUUGAUAUUUACACCUAAUUUCCCAAAAAUACAUCUAUAAUACACUGUAUACACAAAAAAGUUACACUCAGGAACUUCCAGUGAUUCCAGUGCCAUUAAAGCAUAAAAUAAUUAAUUCUACAAUAUUAUGCUGUAAUAUUUUCCACCAGAUGGUACCAUUUUUCUCAUGUUUAGCCUUUGGAGCAAAUACAUGCUUUUUUCCUAUUUACUGUUUGCUGUAUUAUAUAGAUCAUGCAGGCCAAUUGAAUAAAUGAUGCAGCUAAAAUUGUGUGUGUUGGUAUGGAU
Messenger RNA from Xyrauchen texanus (razorback sucker), 3890 nucleotides. Its product is annotated as small integral membrane protein 28-like. Bases 1580 to 2116 code for a protein of 178 amino acids. Lineage: Eukaryota; Metazoa; Chordata; Actinopteri; Cypriniformes; Catostomidae. The record is from RefSeq and is a predicted model, not a curated record. The transcript has 3 exons.